This is a messenger RNA of Alexandromys fortis (reed vole), 2567 nucleotides long. RefSeq names its product suppressor of cytokine signaling 3 (gene Socs3). Gene Ontology annotation, cellular component: phosphatidylinositol 3-kinase complex. The record is from RefSeq and is a predicted model, not a curated record. Gene Ontology annotation, molecular function: 1-phosphatidylinositol-3-kinase regulator activity. Gene Ontology annotation, biological process: intracellular signal transduction; phosphatidylinositol phosphate biosynthetic process. The transcript has 2 exons. Lineage: Eukaryota; Metazoa; Chordata; Mammalia; Rodentia; Cricetidae. The coding region runs from base 421 to 1098 and encodes 225 amino acids.
GCGGCCUCGCCGGCGGCUCUAACUCAGACUCUUCGGCUCUCCGGCUCUCUCGCUCUCAUCACCGCUGCCUCUCCAGGCUCCCGGACGCCCCCUGCCCGGCCCAGCUCUCUGUCGUGGCCCCUCGUCCGGGUCCUUUGCCUGAUCCAUCCCUGGGCGCGCCUGAUCGGCCCCGGGUGCAGCGAAGCCAGAGGGGACGCACGCACUGGGAGCCCCUUUGUGGACUUCACGACCGCCAACAUCUGGGCGCAGCGCGGGCCACUGCUGGCCGCCGCCUCGCCUUGGGGACCGUAGGAGGCUCAGCCCCAAGGCCCGAGACUUCGCUACGGGACUAGCCCCCCGGGAUGCGGUAGCGGCCGCUGUGCGGAGGCCGCGAAGCAGCUGCAGCCACCGCCGCGCAGAUCCACGCUGGCUCCGUGCGCCAUGGUCACCCACAGCAAGUUUCCCGCCGCCGGGAUGAGCCGCCCCCUGGACACCAGCCUGCGCCUCAAGACCUUCAGCUCCAAGAGCGAGUACCAGCUGGUGGUGAAUGCCGUGCGCAAGCUGCAGGAGAGCGGAUUCUACUGGAGCGCCGUGACCGGCGGCGAGGCGAACCUGCUGCUCAGCGCCGAGCCCGCGGGCACCUUUCUUAUCCGCGACAGCUCGGACCAGCGCCACUUCUUCACGCUGAGCGUCAAGACCCAGUCAGGGACCAAGAACCUACGCAUCCAGUGUGAGGGGGGCAGCUUUUCGCUGCAGAGUGACCCUCGGAGCACGCAGCCAGUGCCCCGUUUCGACUGUGUACUCAAGCUGGUGCACCACUACAUGCCGCCCCCGGCCACCUCCUCCUUCUCUUUGCCACCCACGGAACCUUCCUCCGAGGUGCCGGAGCAACCACCCGCCCAGGCGCUCCCCGGGAGUACCCCCAAGAGAGCUUACUACAUCUAUUCUGGGGGCGAGAAGAUUCCGCUGGUACUGAGCCGACCUCUCUCCUCCAACGUGGCCACCCUCCAGCAUCUCUGCAGGAAGACCGUCAAUGGCCACCUGGACUCCUAUGAGAAAGUGACCCAGCUGCCUGGACCCAUUCGGGAGUUCCUGGACCAGUAUGAUGCUCCGCUUUAAAGAGCAAAGGGGUUAGAGGGGGGCCUACGUCGGCCACCUCUCCUCCGCCGCACAUGGCACAAGCACAAAAAUCCAGCCCCAAUGGUCGGUAGCUCUCAGUGAGCCAGGGGCAGGUAGGCUUCCCCUCCGGCCCUCCGCUCUGCAGAGCGGGGCAGGCAGGACCCGGAAUGUGUCUGAGGGGAGGGGGAGUUGCCACCUGCUUUCCUUCCCUGGCUCCAGCUUCUCUCUCAAGAGGAGCCAGCUGGCCUGGUGGGACAGUAGCAUUGACAAGUGGACUCUCCUCUUCUUCCCUUCCUCCACAUCCCCUCUGCUUCCCAAGGGAGCGGAGGGAGGGUGGGAGGACACCUCGAGUGUUGGACUAAUGAGAACUGCAGGGGAAUCUUCAAACUUUCCCACGGAACUUGUUUGUGCUUUGAUUUGGUUUAAUCCUGAGUGGGCGCCAGGCCUGGGGGAAAGACGGAAGAGAAGAAAGAGGGUGUGAGAGGGCGGCAGGCUGGCCAAAGAAAUGACCACGCACUGCCCAGCCUAGGUGGGGAGUUGGUGGUUCCUGGCUCUGGGGAGAGAGGCAAGGGGUGACCUGCUGAGAGCCAUUCUGGUGCCAGGCUUCUCUCUCUUGGGGCAGCUAAUGAAACCUCCCAGAGCCCUCCCCGUUGUAAGAGUCAAUGGCACGUGAAGGAUGGGUCAGUUGGCCACCUUUUCCCACGCCAGAGGGGGACAGCUGAACAGAUGAGCCACCUUGGGGCCCAGGUUUCCUUAGACAUGAUGGGGGACUCUUUGCUUCUCCUAUGUCCUGCUAGGAGACUUGCCUUAAAUGCCCUCUGUCCCAUGGAUAGGGAUUGGCACGUGAGGAGCCAAACACAGCCAACCACAGCCAACAGGCAGAGGAGCUGAGGGAUUUACCCCUGUGGCUGCAGGCCAGGGGGAGUGGGUGCAGGGAGGAGACCCUGGCACGCAGGAGACUCCUGGGUGAUCACUGGGAAGAAAUUGGCCAGUCCUAAGCACCUCUUGGUCAGCGGGAUCAGCAGGUCCCAGGGCCUCCCUCCUCACCUGGGGUAAGGGGGAGGCAGGAGGUGAUGGAGAAACCUUCACCUGCCACCCAGCAGUGGUCACUCACAGGAAUGCAGCAGCCAUGGAAUUACCUGGAACUGGUCUUGUUUUGGGGAGAAACAACCAAGUUUUCUGAGUCAGGUAUGGGGCUGGGUGGGGCAGCUGUGUGUUGGGGUGGCUUUUUGCUCUCUGUGUUGUUUUGAAUAAUGUUUACAAUUUGCCUCAAUCACUUUUAUAAAGAUCCACCUCCAGCCCGCCCCUCUCCCCAUUCAGGCCUUUGAGGCUGUUUGAAGAUGCUUGAAAAACUCAACCAAAUCCCAGUUCAACUCAGACUUUGCACAUAUAUUUAUAUUUAUACUCAGAAAAGAAACAUUUCAGUAAUUUAUAAUAAAGAGCACUAUUUUUUAAUGAAAAAAAAAACG